Molecule: messenger RNA, 2099 nt
Organism: Struthio camelus australis
Lineage: Eukaryota; Metazoa; Chordata; Aves; Struthioniformes; Struthionidae
Source: RefSeq, a predicted model, not a curated record
AUGAAGGAUGGUGUUCUUCAAAACUCCUUCAUGGGGAGAUUUGAUCGCACGACGAGUACAAGUACUGAGCUUGAAUAUAGACCAGUUGGUAAGAUAGGAGAGGGGACGUUUUCUGAUGUUCUGAAGAUGCUGAGUCUUAGGGAUGGAAAAUACUAUGCAUGUAAACACAUGAAACAACAUUUUGAAAGUAUUGAACAAGUGAAUAAUCUGAGAGAAAUACAAGCACUAAGGCGGCUGAAUCCACAUCCUAAUGUCCUUAUGUUACAUGAAGUUGUUUUUGACAAAAAAGCUGGCUCCCUUUCACUGAUAUGUGAACUUAUGGAUAUGAAUAUUUAUGAGCUGAUAAGAGGAAGGAGAAAGCCAUUACCUGAAAAAAAAAUAAUAAACUACAUGUACCAGUUAUGCAAAUCUCUCGAUCACAUACACAGAAAUGGAAUUUUUCACAGAGAUGUGAAACCAGAAAACAUAUUAAUAAAGCAGAGUACCCUGAAGUUAGGAGACUUUGGAUCUUGUAGGAGUAUAUAUUCUAAGCAGCCAUAUACAGAAUAUAUCUCCACACGCUGGUACCGAGCACCUGAGUGCUUACUUACAGAUGGCUACUAUAGUUACAAAAUGGAUAUGUGGAGUGCUGGCUGUGUUUUCUAUGAAAUCACAAGUUUACAGCCGCUCUUUCCAGGAUCUAAUGAACUGGAUCAAAUAUCAAAAAUCCAUGACAUUAUAGGCACUCCUGCCAACAAAACUCUCAAUAAGUUCAAGCAGUCAAGAGUUAUAAGUUUUGAUUUUCCCUUUAAAAAAGGAACAGGAAUACCUCCUCUUGUACACAAUUUGUCUCCUAAAGGCUUCUCUCUCCUGUAUGCAAUGAUAAAAUAUGAUCCUGAUGAGCGAAUUGCUGCCCAUCAAGCACUACAGCAUCCUUAUUUUCAAGAAUUCUGGGCAGCUGAUAAGCAAGCUUUGGCCAUGCACAAGAAAGUAAGAUUACUGGGAAAUACUGCAGGGCAAGAACCUCUGCAUUUGUGGCAAAUUCCAAAGGAAAGGCAAAGACAGUCUGAGAAACGGAAGGAACUUAAGUCUUCUCUGAAACAUUCCCACUUACCUGCUAUAGAAAGAAGAGGAGGCGGUUACUGACCAGCUUGUCAAGUGUUUGGAGUGUGAGGAAAAGCAUGAGUAUGCAGUGGGACAGGCCCACCACGCUUUCAUUGUUAGAGGUCUAACAAGAACAGUGCCUUACUUUGUGUUCCUCUAAUAAUUCAUAGGAAAAAAUCCACAAGGUUAUGAAGGGAUGUUUACCUAGAAUUUUGGACUUCUAGUCUUGAAGACUAUCGCUAUUUAAUUAAAGCGCUGCUUUGGCAGAGCUCAGAAAGCACUCCAUAGUGAGCUAUUCCAAAAAAUUUUUCCUUUUAGAACCUGAUGGAGGAAGGGUUUGAUUAAAAGUAACAUGAAAGGAUUCUUUGCGCUUGAGUAUUAGAAAUGGAAUAUUGUAUGCAAACAUUACAAAUGACUAGUUUGACCUGUCACUUUGUGUAUUUUCUUAGAUAUAAAAAAGUCUUAUUUUUCAGUCAUCUCUGGAAAGUAUUUACCUCCUGGAUUUAAUUGCUUCAACCUCAAGCUUUAUUGAGAACUUGCAGCGUAUGCCGUCAUUUCCGACGCUUGUUUCUGAUAAUGUUGUAACUUUUGGAUAUUUUUAUAUAAAUAUCUAUUAGAUAAAAAGAUAAAGUAACAUUUUAUCUGAUUCAAAAGCAAAUCAGCUUUGGUCACGGUUAUCUUUAAGCCACUGUUCUUAAUUUUAACAACGUUUUAAGAGCAAUUGAUGUUGCAGCUAGUUGCUUAAUAGAGUAGUAAAGAAAUACAUUUUUUUUCCACAUUUGAGGAAUUUUUGGACAUAGCAAAUCAUUGCAUUGAUUGAUCAUCAAUAACAAUUUAAUAUAAUGUUACUGUUUGUUAUGCUAUAAAAUGCAAAAGUCAGUCAAAAAUAGUAUUUUUACUUUACUUGGAAAGAGCAUAAGUAGUUAUUGUAAUGUAAAACUUCGGAAACAUCCUAAAAAUUAUAGUAAUUACAUUUGGUGAUCUGUUACAAAACAGUUCUACCAUUUAAAAAAAAA